Parnassius apollo (apollo) is the source of this 378-nucleotide messenger RNA. The record is from the annotation of a GenBank genome assembly. NCBI's taxonomy places the organism in Eukaryota, Metazoa, Arthropoda, Insecta, Lepidoptera, Papilionidae.
AUGCGAUGGACAAUCCAUAUGAAUAGGAACGCAUUGCAGGCGUACUUCAGGGCGAAAGAGGAAGCGUACCGGGUUAUGCAUCGCUUUUUUCCUGAGCCGGAGCCGUCCAUUACCAUUACGGAGUUGAAAAAUGAUGACCUUGAACUCGAACGGCUACGACAUGCGGCUGUUCCCCCAUCAGAUGAAAAUGCUACGGCUGGGGAUGCGGCGCAAGUCGCACACGCGGAUUCCUCCAUGAAAUUUCCAGCUGUGGUUGAUUCAGAUUAUGAUGGAAUAGCCACCUAUGAAGUAGAGAAAACGGGAAGUACAUUGGAGGAAGCGAUUACGGAAAGGCGCAGUACACUUCUCGAAAACCACAACUUCCCUGCAAACCCUUAA